AUGGCAAGAAAAUUAAAGGGUAAAUCAGUUCAAGCAAAAGGGUUAAAAGGUGCACUUAUACGACAUCAACAUAGUGAAAAAAUAAACUUGAAAACUGUUAAAAAUGUUGAAAUCUCUAAACAAAAUAAAUUGGAUAAAUUAAAAUCCAUGAAGACAUCGAAACUUGCCCGAAAACACAAUAAAGCCCACCAACAAGGAACAAACACAAAAGGUUUAAUGCCAUUCAAUAAAUAUGGAAAUGAUAAAGUAUUAUUGAUUGGAGAAGGGGAUUUUUCAUAUGCUAAGUCCUUAGUAUUACAAAAUUUCAUUCAACCAGAGAAUUUAAUUGCUACUAGUUUUGAUUCAUUUGAAGAAUUAAUAAAUAAAUAUGAAAAUGCCAAUGAAAUAAUUGAAGAAUUGAAAAAUUUAGGAGUAACAGUCAUGCAUGAAAUUGAUGGGACAAAUUUAUUAAAAAGUUUAAAAUUAAAUCCUAAUAAAAUAAAACGAGGGAAACAUAAUGACAGUAAUGAUGUUAGUAAAGUGAAAAAAUUGAAAUUAUUUAAGGAUUAUGGUAAUUUGAAUUAUAUAAUGUUUAAUUUUCCUCAUAAUGGGAAAGGAAUAAAAGAUGUUGAUAGAAAUAUCCGUGAUCAUCAACGAUUAAUGUUACUGUUUUUUAAGAAUUGUCAACAAUUGUUUGAUGUAAUUAAUAGUGAUACUAUAUCUGGAUAUAACACUUCCAGUAGUGUUAAUAGUAGCUCAUUUUCGUCAAUGGGGAAAAUUAUUAUUUCGAUGUUUGAAGGUGAACCAUAUCAUUCUUGGGGUAUCAAAAUAUUAGGUAAAAGUCAAGGAUGGAAAGUAGAAAGGUCAGGUAAGUUUGAUUGGUCAAUGUUCCCUGAAUACCAUCAUCGUAGAACUACAAGUAUGAAAGACACUACUAAACCAGCAAGUGAAAGAGAUGCUAGAAUGUAUAUAUUUGAAAAAUUUACUAAACAGGAUGCAGCAAAACGAAGCAAAAAUGGUAAUGGUGAUGACGAUAGUGAUAGUGAUGAUUAG
This is a messenger RNA of Candida dubliniensis CD36, 1032 nucleotides long. Its product is annotated as 25S rRNA (uracil2634-N3)-methyltransferase. The record is from RefSeq and is a predicted model, not a curated record. Lineage: Eukaryota; Fungi; Ascomycota; Pichiomycetes; Serinales; Debaryomycetaceae. Gene Ontology annotation, biological process: rRNA base methylation. The transcript has a single exon. Gene Ontology annotation, cellular component: cytoplasm. The coding region runs from base 1 to 1032 and encodes 343 amino acids. Gene Ontology annotation, molecular function: rRNA (uridine-N3-)-methyltransferase activity.